Bursaphelenchus okinawaensis is the source of this 809-nucleotide messenger RNA. The record is from the annotation of a GenBank genome assembly. Lineage: Eukaryota; Metazoa; Nematoda; Chromadorea; Rhabditida; Aphelenchoididae.
AUGUCUGAAGACAAAAAUGUAAGUUUUUAUGUUUUUGAUGUACACGUAUGUUUAGAAUCAAGUCUCUGCCAUUAUUAACAAGUGGGAUGGCAACACUGUGAAGUAUACUGUUGACGAUUCGAUUAGGAAGGUGAUCAAGGAACAAUAUGUGUGGAAGGAGAAGCACACUUUGAUGGAUAUUAGGCUUCUGAUCUCUUUCAUCGCUGUUGCCUUUGCUGGCAUCGGCCUCUUGUACGACUACAUGCAUCCAUAUCCGGCUUCAGCUCACGUAAGUGUUAUUUUUAAAUGUAUUUAUGAGUUUAGGUUUAAUCUGGCUGAUAAACUGUGGUAUUUCUAUUAAAACUACCAAUCUAGACAUUAGUUCACAUUUUUAAACAAGAAACAGUUAGUGUUUAAAGUAGAGUAAAUUAACAGGAGUUUUAAAUCUAUGGGCUUACGUGUUAGAAGAAAAGAAUAUGUAUGACGACCGUAAUUUCAAACAUUUUUAGGUAUGUGCCUUUUGUUCCAUUGCUUACUUUGUCAUGAUUUCUAUCCUGCAAAUAUACAUUAUGUACAUUGAGAAGAACAUUUUCUACCAAGGAAUUGAGAAGCAGAAGGCCGGCAACAGAACAUGGUGUUUUGCCAGUGAAAUGCACAGAUACGACGACAAGUACACUCUCUCCGUAUCUUUUCAUCAAGGUAAUCUAUCUGGAUCAGCUGAAGUGACAAAGUCUAUUUCCCAGUACUUGACUGAAGAUGGCGAGAUUCUGGUGUCAGCGUUGAAGAAGGAGGUGAAGCAGUUGUGCGACAAGCUGUCCAGAAGAGAAUGA